AUGCUCGUCCACGUGCCUCAGGUCGAGGUCAACCAAAUCCUCGACUCUCUUCUAGAAGGGGAACUUGAUUUCCCUACUCUGGUGCCACGGCGAUCGGAAACCACGACCCUCAAGGCCACCCUCGACGACUCCAUGGAAAUGGAUGCACCAAGGACCCGACCCUCCGCUGGCCCAGGCCCAACCUUCAACCCCAUCAGCUCUGAUGCCGAGGUCGAACUCCCCGCUGGAUCCAAGACUAACCUGGAGCGUACAACCGCGAAAAUCCUCCCUCUGCAACAAGAAGGCAUCAAAUGGAUGCCAGGUCUAUCAGGCAUCUUCGACGGCCUGAAGAGCCUCCCAAUUGGCGAGGCUCGCCUCCUAGAAACCGGCAAAACUAGGUUUGACAACCUACCCGUUAUCCGCAUCGGGCUCCGAUAUGUUCCCAAGGUAGGGGUGCAGGAUUUCCGCACCGUGACGGUGACCAACUUUUCGCCUUCAACGACUCUGGCCGAGGUCCUUCGGUACGUGCGAGGCGGAGAAGUGCUGACGGCCACCAUGUGUGACACUAAGGCCAUCACUGGUUCCAGCACUGCCCUCGUGACCUUCUCAACCGCGAAGGGCGCAGCUGAGUUUGUUCGGACUGCGGAGGAGGUCGGAUUUUUUAUUGGCUUCCACCAGGCGCAUGUCGCCAUGGUGGACCAGCCCACCUAUCCGACUCGCCGUAUCUUGCAGGACCGCAUCGACACGCGCGGCCGAACUCGUGCCUUGACCGUCUUCAACAACGAUGGACGGACCAAGAUGGUUGUUCAUGAAGCCCUGUCGAAGUCUCUCGUCGCCGGCCAUAUUGAGGGGUUCAAGGACCAUCCAGUCCAGAAACAAGUCACCGUGCUGUUUUACUCCGUUGACAUGGCGAUGAAAGCCUUCAAGAUCCUGUACGAGAGCCCAAAUAUCACCAAAGUCUGGUUCGGGUGCGAUCCAUGCGGCAGACACUUCGUCGAGAAGGAGGCCAAGGAGACCGGAGGAACCGAGCAAGCCAACGUAACCCUCCUUCACAAGUAA
Messenger RNA from Penicillium salamii, 1038 nucleotides. The record is from the annotation of a GenBank genome assembly. NCBI's taxonomy places the organism in Eukaryota, Fungi, Ascomycota, Eurotiomycetes, Eurotiales, Aspergillaceae.